AUGACAAGGUUUGAAAUGGAUGCUUUGGAGCUGGAGAGCCUCCACCCAUCUCAGUCAGCCGGUCGUAGAGAGGCAGGGGCCUCUGAUGAUGCUCUAUUUACUGAGGUCCCUCAUGAUGUCACAGCCAGAGCUGGGCAGGAUGUGGAAAUGGCCUGUGCUUUCCGGGGGAGUGGUUCGCCAUCCUAUUCACUGGAGAUUCAGUGGUGGUAUAUCCGAAAUUCCAAGGACUGGACUGACAAACAGGCAUGGAACUCCCACCAGAUGAAAGCUUCUACUCAUGAGGAGUCUAGGAAGGAUGCAACAAAAAUAAGCGCUGUGAAGGUGGUUGGAAGCAAUAUCUCUCACAAACUUCGGUUGUCCACCAUAAAAACUUCAGAUGAAGGCACUUAUGAAUGCAGAGUGACUGAUUAUAGUGAGGGCAAACCCAGGCAUCACAAAGUCAAAGCUUACCUGAGGGUCAAGCCUGAGCAGGGUCAUGAGAUGCUGCUACAUGGAGCCGCCGCACACAUGCAGGACACCAAGGUACCAACAAGUGAUAUAGAGACUCACACGAAUCACAUUGUUAAAUCCUCGUCUUUUUCCAACAGCCCUCAAACUGUCCAAAUUAUGAAUGAACAAGCCCUGGAAACUGACUGUGAACAGAAUGAUCUGUCUCUUGAUGCUGAUCGUAUCCACUGUGUUUAA
Messenger RNA from Carcharodon carcharias (great white shark), 684 nucleotides. RefSeq names its product V-set and transmembrane domain-containing protein 2-like protein. The transcript is spliced from 4 exons. The coding region runs from base 1 to 684 and encodes 227 amino acids. NCBI's taxonomy places the organism in Eukaryota, Metazoa, Chordata, Chondrichthyes, Lamniformes, Lamnidae. The record is from RefSeq and is a predicted model, not a curated record.